UUGGUCCGGCACGGGACCCUUACUAAAAGCGUCACGAGUCACAGGGGGAUGACGAUCAUGGGGAACUAGGAGAAAAUGGCUCUUGUUUAUCAUUUAUUAUAAUUCAUGAAGUAACAGAACAAGCCGUCGGAAGUGCCGGGGGCCUGCCAUGGCUAACAUCACGAAGAAAGUGUCGUGGUCGAGCCGAGCUGACGAAUCCGGUACCGCUGGCGAAGCGACGCCGCUUCUAAACGGCUCCGAGAAACGUCAACACUCCAGAGAGCCACCUGGAGGAGGCACUGUAUUUCAAAUCGGAAGACUCAGCAAUGUGGAUUUGGAAGAGGAGGUUACGUCCGAUGAGGAGACUCAUCGGGGACGUCCCAAAGAAAUCCCCCAUAAUGAGAAGCUGCUGUCACUCAAAUACGAGAGUCUUGACUACGAUAACAUCGAGAACCAGCUGUUUCUGGAAGAGGAGAGGCGUAUGAGUUACCUGGGUUUUCGCUGUUUGGAAAUCAGUCGCUGGGUGGUCUGCGGUCUGAUCGGCUUUCUGACCGGUCUCAUUGCCUGUUUUAUUGACAUUGUGGUGGAGCAGCUGGCUGGAAUCAAAUACCAAGUUGUUAAAGAAAAUAUAGAGAGGUUUACAGAAGUUGGCGGACUGUCUCUCUCGCUCAUUCUUUGGGCUGUCUUGAACUCUGCUUUUGUUAUGAUGGGAGCAAUCAUAGUUGCCUUUUUUGAGCCUAUAGCAGCAGGGAGUGGUAUUCCACAAAUAAAAUGCUACUUGAAUGGCGUCAAGGUUCCGAGAGUGGUUCGACUCAAGACUCUGGUGGUGAAAGUGUGUGGUGUUAUUUGCUCAGUAGUGGGUGGACUUGCUGUUGGAAAGGAAGGUCCUAUGAUCCACUCCGGUGCCGUUGUAGCUGCAGGAGUCUCCCAGGGCAGGAGCACUUCUUUGAAAAGAGACUUUAAGAUCUUUGAAUACUUCAGAAGAGACACAGAGAAAAGAGACUUUGUUUCUGCUGGAGCUGCUGCGGGGGUCUCGGCUGCUUUUGGAGCACCAGUUGGUGGUGUUCUUUUCUCUCUUGAAGAGGGAGCUUCUUUCUGGAACCAGAUGCUCACAUGGAGGAUAUUCUUUGCGUCAAUGAUCUCCACGUUCACCCUGAACUUCUUCCUCAGUAUCUACCACAACAACCCAGGUGACCUUUCAAACCCUGGUCUCAUCAACUUUGGACGAUUUGAGAAUGAUAGUGUGGCCUAUUACCUCUAUGAAAUUCCCUUGUUCAUUGCCAUGGGUGCUAUAGGUGGACUUCUAGGAGCUCUGUUCAAUGUUCUCAACUACUGGCUGACCAUCUUCAGAAUAAGGUAUGUCCAUCGUCCUUGUUUGCAAGUGAUGGAAGCUAUGUUGGUCGCCGCGGUGACUGCAACAGUGUCAUUCACCAUGAUUUACUUCUCCAACGACUGUCAGCCUCUCGACCCUGAACACUCAGAGGAGUACCCCUUGCAGCUAUUCUGUGCAGAUGGGGAGUACAACUCCAUGGCAACAGCCUUCUUCAAUACUCCAGAGAGAAGUGUCCGUAGCCUUUUCCACAACCAGCCAGGAUCUUACAAUCCUCUGACGCUGGGCUUAUUCACGCUCACGUACUUCUUUCUGGCCUGUUGGACGUACGGCCUCACCGUGUCCGCUGGGGUCUUCAUUCCAUCGCUGCUAAUUGGUGCAGCCUGGGGAAGACUAUGCGGAAUUCUGCUGUCUGCCAUCUCUGCCACCGGAUCGAUCUGGGCAGAUCCUGGUAAAUAUGCCUUGAUCGGAGCUGCAGCACAGUUAGGUGGCAUUGUGAGAAUGACUCUCAGUUUGACUGUCAUUAUGGUGGAGGCCACGGGAAAUGUCACAUACGGCCUUCCAAUCAUGCUUGUCUUGAUGACGGCCAAGAUCGUUGGAGACUACUUUGUUGAGGGUCUGUAUGACAUCCAUAUUAAACUGCAGAGCAUCCCCUUCCUACAUUGGGAGGCUCCUGCAACUUCACACUGGCUAACAGCUAGAGAAGUGAUGAGCAGUCCUGUCACCUGUUUGAACAAGGUAGAGAAGGUAGGAACCAUCGUUGACAUCCUGAGCAGCACAUCAACCAAUCACAAUGGUUUUCCUGUAGUGGUGGUGCAAGGUGAUUCUGGUGAAGAGCCAGCAAAACUCUGCGGACUCAUCCUUCGCUCACAGCUCAUCGUUCUCCUUAAGCACAAGGUGUUUGUGGAGCUGGCCCGGUCGCGGCUGACCCAGAGGAAGCUCCAGCUGAAGGACUUCAGGGACGCCUACCCGCGCUUCCCCCCGAUCCAGAGCAUCCACGUCUCUCAAGAUGAGCGAGAGUGCAUGAUGGACCUCUCUGAGUUCAUGAACCCGACACCUUACACUGUUCCACAGGAUACGUCUCUUCCUCGUGUGUUUAAACUGGUCAGAGCACUUGGUCUCAGGCACCUGGUUGUGGUGGAUGAUGAGAACAGGGUGGUUGGACUGGUAACCAGAAAAGACUUGGCCAGAUAUCACCUGGGUAAACACGGACUGGAGGAACUUCAGCUGGCUCAGACAUAGUGUACACAAACAAACACACAUACACUUUGAAAAGCGGUGCCAUAAAGCAUUUCCAUAACCCAACUAUGACAAGUGCCUAAUGUGAUGGUCACAGGGGAUUACCAUGACAACCAAACACAUGGACAAGCAGGAGUGUAAUCACCAAAAAGCGCUAUGUGUCUGUACUGAACGCUUAGUCACAAUUGCAAAAAUUGCUUUGUUGCUGACAUUUGUCUUUAAAAAAUUCACACUAUCUUGUUUGCAUCUUCUGUUUUGGUCCAAGAUAUUUAAGUGGUCAUAAGUUUCACCUAUCCUGAUGAUUCUAUUUGAAGUAAAAACCGCAUAAUCUCCUCCCAAACCUGUAGUGAAGUGAUCAAAAUGAAGUGGCUCAAAUGCAAAUUGAAUAACACAGUUGAAAUUAUUUAAACCAAUGCUUUUGUGCACUACAUGUAUUUUAGACUUUGAAAUUGAAUAGUAAAGUGGUACUGAAAGAACAUAGGAGUAGUUCUGCUCAGGCUAUGUUUUCCCCCGUUUGGUAUGUUCUGUUUUGCACUGAUAGAUUUAUUAUUUAUUCCUUGUUUUAGUUUUCACAAUGUGCAUGACAGAGACGUUAGAGAGAUGAUAUUUUUUAAAGGAAAACAGAGCGACUUGAUUUGCCGAUUUCUAGCUGCUUUGUGAGGCAGUUUUAGCUAGAGAUCAGGUACUCUUUCCUUAGUCUGUUUGCCUCCCCAACCAAAUAAUACUGUUUGGGGUGGGGGAUACUCUUGACUAUACAUUGUUAUCACCACCAGAUGUUUGAACUGUGUGUGGUUACUACUGAAAAUAAUGUAUGACACAAGAAGCCAAAUAUGAAUGUAAAGUUAGAACAUUCUACAAUUGUCAUCUGAAAUAAUGAUGAAUACAAGUAUUGAAAAUUUUAACCUCUUUAGUAAAUAUUGUCUCACUUAACAUGCCCUUAUUUGUUUAUGCUUUGUGUCCCUUUUGUGUUGUACAGUUCUCCGUGUUCAAAAUAAAACCCAUGUUCUAUUUUAUAACCACUGCAUUAGACUUUGUGAAAAAAAUAAAUGAUAUAUUGUACAUGG
Corythoichthys intestinalis (scribbled pipefish) is the source of this 3612-nucleotide messenger RNA. RefSeq names its product chloride channel 7 (gene clcn7). The coding region runs from base 149 to 2551 and encodes 800 amino acids. Gene Ontology annotation, cellular component: intracellular membrane-bounded organelle; lysosomal membrane. Lineage: Eukaryota; Metazoa; Chordata; Actinopteri; Syngnathiformes; Syngnathidae. Gene Ontology annotation, molecular function: voltage-gated chloride channel activity. The transcript is spliced from 25 exons. The record is from RefSeq and is a predicted model, not a curated record. Gene Ontology annotation, biological process: transmembrane transport; chloride transport.